Molecule: messenger RNA, 2172 nt
Organism: Sander lucioperca (pikeperch)
Lineage: Eukaryota; Metazoa; Chordata; Actinopteri; Perciformes; Percidae
Product: C-type lectin domain family 4 member M-like
Exons: 7
Coding region: 191-1588 (465 amino acids)
Source: RefSeq, a predicted model, not a curated record
AACCCAUUUAAAGUUGGUGUGACAUAUCAAAGUGCAACACUUUAAGGGAGUGAAGUUACAGGGAGUCAAUAGGUUAGGUUUUUCUCUUCGAGAUUGCUCAAAAAAUAAUUCCUUCAUAUUUCCACUUCUUUGACUUUGUCAUCGUGUCUACAAGCAGAGUAAGACUUCAGCUGAUGAAGCAGAUGCAAAGAUGGCUGUUAAGUACAGUGCCUCUACAGUGACAAACAUGGACAUGGACAACAUUAAAGUUGGCUAUAAGCAACUUUUAGUAGAUGACAGCAAGCUCCGGCUUUCAGUGUAUGCACUGAGAAACAGCCCUUUCAAGGCUGCUACAGUGGGUCUUGGGCUGCUGUGUGUUCUCCUGUUGGCUGGGGUCAUAGGUCAGAGUGUGCACAAUCGAAAAGUAGAGGAAGACCAUCAGAACAACCUAAAAGCCAUGAGUACUGAGAGAGAGAAACUACAGGAGAACCUGAAGACGGUGGCAAAAGAUAAAAAGAUUCUUGAGGCAGACUUCAAUAGGUUACAGCAACGUAACGAUCAAGUAACUAAAAUGAAUGACCGAAUCCAGAAAAAUAACAAUAUACUUACCAAAGAUUUAAAUACACUCCAGGUUAGCCAAAGCCAGUUACAGGCCAGUAAUGAUGCUGCCACUAAAGAAUUAGAACAGCUAAAAGUCAGUAAUGACCAGUUACAGACUAAUAACAAUGCUUUGAUUGCCGCCAAAGACUUGUUACAAAAAAAUUACGAUACAGUGCUCAAACGCAAAAAUGAGGCACAGGCCAAUUAUGAGUCAGUGACCAAAGACAGGGACAAUUUACAGAACAAAUUCAAUAAUGUAACCAGAACAAAGGAGCAGUUGCAGAUGAGUUACAACGACAUGAUUAAGAAGGUAGAGCAUUUGCAGGACAGAUACAACUUCACUACCAAUGAGAAAAACACCAUAGCAAGCAGUCACCAAAACCUGACGAUAUCGAAAGACACUCUGCAGGCCACGUACGACCUGCUGGUGACAGCGACAGAUAAGUUGCGCGCUUCUUACACAUCCUUGGUUCAGGAAAAGAACGAGCUUGAAAGCGGUUGCAAGAAUGCAACUGUGGAGAGAGACCUGUUGCAGAUGAAAAAUGGCAACCUGACUGCUGAGAGAGAUGAGCUGCAGGCGGAGCUUGAGAAACUGAAGAAAAUAACUUCAGUUUCAGCUAGGAAGUGCCCCACUGGCUGGACCAGGUUCGAGUACAGCUGCUACUUCACCUCAGUUGGCAAGAAAAACUGGACUCGGAGCAGAGAAUACUGUCAAAGCAAAGGCGCAGACCUGGCAAUCAUAAAAAGCCAAGAGGAAAGGCGCUUCAUCAAUGGCUUGUAUUCCAGUGAUAAAGAAGUCUGGAUUGGAUUGACUGAUGAAGGAGUAGAAGGGCAUUGGGUAUGGGUAGAUGGGACAACACUGACCACAGCGUACUGGGAUAAAGGCCAGCCCAACAGCUACAGCGGGAGGAACCAGGACUGUGUGGAGUUCUGGCAUCGUGCAACAGGGUACGGCGACUGGAAUGACGAGAACUGUAACAUAGAACAAUAUUUUAUCUGUGAGAUGUAGUUUUCCUGUACAGAGAGACGUUUGGCUAGCCAUGCUGGCCACUGUCUGGUACUAAUGAUCAUUAUGCAAUAUCAGUGGCAAUUUUAUAUGACAAAUUUACACACAAUGACACACAGCAUUGCCAACCGCUAAAGCCUGAAAUGUGUUUUGUGAUGAGUAUUGCAUUAUCAAGUUAAAUUUAGCAGAUGGCCUAUCUUGUGCUGGAGCAAACUAUCUUGGUGAUGUGGAACCAGCUGGCGUCAAAGGGGACUAACAUAUCUGUACAUACUGUAGAAAUAAUUAUUUUAGCGGCAUAACUCAUUUAUGGAGUUUAAUCGAAAAAUGUGUCUUCUGGCUCCAGGCCUUGGUCUGCCAACAGCUAAAAGAGAGGCAAACAUGGUGAAAGUGAGAGAUUCACACAUAACCCAAUAUAUAUUAACAACCAUUAACUAUUUAAGUUAACACGUGAAAAAAGGCUGCUUACGUUUUAACUGAAAUGUUUUUUGUUGUUGCUUAUUUUCUUUUCUUAUAAACACAUUUUAUAUAUUGAUUCAUGUAAACACAUAAUGAGUGAUUUAAAUAAAAGAAUUCACCUUGUGCCACUA